AUGGCAUAUGCAGCUAAGCUAUGGUUUUUAUUACUACUGACAUUGUUUCAUCCAUGGUGUAACAGCUUAGUUGAUGCUGGAACUUUAUGCCAGCAAGUUCCUUGUUACUUUGUCUUCGGAGACUCCUUGGCUGACAAUGGCAAUAACAAUGGGCUUAAAACUCAGGCAAAAGUGAAUUACCCGCCUUAUGGCGUCGAUUUCAAAGAUGGUCCAACCGGAAGAUUUACUAAUGGCCGAAAUUUUGCUGAUAUAAUUGGUGAACUGCUAGGUCUACGUGAUUUCAUUCCUCCAUUCGCAGCAUCAGAAGGCAGGAACAUAAUGGAUGGAGUUAAUUAUGCAUCUGGUGGAUGUGGCAUUCUUCCUGAAACUGGUCGACAUCAGGGUGAGGUGAUCAGUUUCGACCAACAGCUAAUUAACCACAAUAGAACUAUUUCUCGUGUCACCGCGGCACUCAGUGGAGAUAAGAAGAAAACAGCAGAUCAUUUGAAUAAAUGCAUUUAUAUAGCCGGAUUCGGGAGCAACGAUUACAUCAACAACUACUUAAUGCCAAAUUUAUACCCAAACAGCAAAAUACCACCUGACCAGUAUGCACAAAAGUUGAUUAACAAGUAUACUCAGCAGUUAUCAACUCUAUACAAUUAUGGAGCAAGGAAGAUUGCAAUCUUCGGACUUGGACCUAUAGGUUGCAUUCCUCAAGAGGCUUUAUCGAGUAGGCCGAAUCUGCUUGGAUGUGUAGAAAAUACAAAUAAAGCAGUCCAGCAGUUCAACAACAGACUCAAACCACUUGUUGAUGACCUGAACGCUAAGCACCCCGGUGCACAUUUUACCUACAUUAACGUCUCCAACUUUGCACCUAGGAUUGAAGGGGGGCUAAUUGAGGCGUGUUUUAUAUCAGGUGUUCUUAAUAAACCCUGUUGUAAGAUAUCCGAAGGUGCUGGCGCGGGACAAUGUGUUCCAAACAGCGCUCCGUGCCCUUUCAGAUCUUUUAAACCGUUCUUCGAUGGUUUUCAUCCUACAGAGACCGGGCAUAUAUUGCUUGCGGGAAGAGCCUACGUGUCUGCAUCACCAGCGGAUGCCUACCCUUAUGAUAUCCGGCACUUGGCUAGUGCUUAG
Messenger RNA from Daucus carota subsp. sativus, 1113 nucleotides. RefSeq names its product GDSL esterase/lipase At1g29670-like. The transcript has 5 exons. The coding region runs from base 1 to 1113 and encodes 370 amino acids. The record is from RefSeq and is a predicted model, not a curated record. Gene Ontology annotation, molecular function: hydrolase activity, acting on ester bonds. NCBI's taxonomy places the organism in Eukaryota, Viridiplantae, Streptophyta, Magnoliopsida, Apiales, Apiaceae.